This is a messenger RNA of Limulus polyphemus (Atlantic horseshoe crab), 351 nucleotides long. Its product is annotated as PHD finger protein 21A-like. Lineage: Eukaryota; Metazoa; Arthropoda; Merostomata; Xiphosura; Limulidae. The record is from RefSeq and is a predicted model, not a curated record. The annotation marks the transcript as partial. The transcript is spliced from 4 exons.
AUGGAUCUUCAGACACUUCAGAAACACUUAAAAUCAGCUAUCCAGAAUCAUCAGAUCGUUGUGUCUAAAAUGAGAAACGACCCCCAGAAUGCAGUACUGCAGAAACAUUUGCAUGAUCUUCAAAGUGAAAUUCAAAAUCUUAGUGAAAAACAGAAAUUGGUGGUGGAACAGUUGAGAAAAGAAGUGGAAAAGAAGAAACAAAGCCAGAAUCAGAUUUUGAAUCCAAAUCAACUUAAUGAUGUGGUGUGUCAACAAAAUACUCCAAUUCACACUUCUAGUCAACCUCAAGUGCAAGUACGUUUGGUUCCAUCUACAACUCCAUCUCAAUUCAUGCAGAAGGUCACGUUACCU